UUCCCCCAGAUCUGUCCACGUUGUUUUCCAUGAAUCGUUGCAACACGUAAAACACAUUUGUCUCGUUGAUUUAAGGUUUUUAUUGGGUACAUUUCGAAAUAAUAAUUGGAAGAGAGCGAGGAUAUCAGUGGGCCGUGCGUGACAUCACACAUUCAUAGGUUAGCUAGCAGCUCUGGACUCCGUCUGUGUUGGGGGGAUGGGGCCGUUCUGAGGAUGAUACAGCUCUCGUGGUCUUGUAAUUUAGUGCAGGGCAAAAAAAACUACUUUUGAACUGAGCCACUUUUACUGUUUGAUAUAGUAAGAUAGAGUGCCCGAUUACGUAUGUCUUUUGGAGACGUUUGAAAGGAAUAAAGUGGAGUACCAGACCAGCCACGGUGCACGCCGAAAAAGGACAAAAUGUAUUCCACUCCUGGUGCUGCCGAGAUACUUGAAGGACCCCAUUCCUCUGGGUCGAUGGGCUCUGACCCCUCUGAUCCAGACCCUCCAUCUCCUCCCGUGCCCGAGUAUGUGUUCAAACCGCCCUCCCGGCCGGACUUCGGCACCAUGGGAAGGACAAUCAAACUGCAGGCCAACUUCUUUGAGAUGGAGAUCCCCAAACUGGAGGUGUAUCACUAUGACAUCGACAUCAAGCCAGAGAAAUGCCCCAGGAGGGUGAAUCGUGAAAUCGUUGAGCACAUGGUACAGCACUUUAAAACGCAGAUCUUUGGGGAUCGAAAGCCAGUGUACGACGGGAGGAAGAACCUCUACACUGCCAUGCCUUUACCUAUAGGCAGAGAAAAGGUGGAGCUGGAGGUGACCAUCCCAGGCGAGGGGAAGGACCGCAGCUUUAAGGUGGCCAUCAAGUGGGUGUCGUGCGUCAACCUGCAGGCUCUCCACGAGGCGCUGUCCGGACGCCUGCCCAACAUCCCCUUCGAGACCAUCCAGGCUCUGGAUGUGGUCAUGAGACACUUGCCCUCUAUGAGGUACACCCCUGUGGGCCGGUCAUUCUUCACCCCCUCUGAGGGCUGCUCCAACCCCCUGGGAGGGGGCCGCGAGGUCUGGUUCGGCUUCCACCAGUCAGUCAGACCCUCCCUCUGGAAGAUGAUGCUGAACAUUGACGUGUCUGCCACCGCGUUCUACAAAGCCCAGCCUGUUAUUGAGUUUAUGUGCGAGGUGCUGGAUUUUAAAAGCAUCGAGGAACAACAGAAGCCCUUGACCGACUCCCAGCGAGUGAAAUUCACCAAGGAAAUCAAAGGCCUGAAAGUGGAGAUCACUCACUGUGGUCAGAUGAAGAGGAAAUACAGAGUUUGCAAUGUGACCAGACGACCAGCCAGCCACCAGACGUUCCCCCUGCAGCAGGAAAACGGCCAGACCAUCGAAUGCACCGUCGCUCAGUACUUCAAGGACAAGUACAAGCUGAUCCUGCGCUACCCCCACCUGCCCUGCCUGCAGGUGGGGCAGGAGCAGAAGCACACCUACCUGCCCCUGGAGGUGUGUAAUAUAGUAGCUGGCCAGAGGUGCAUCAAGAAACUGACGGACAAUCAGACGUCCACCAUGAUCAGAGCCACGGCCAGGUCGGCCCCUGACCGACAAGACGAGAUCAGCAAGCUGAUGAGAAGUGCCAACUUUAACACCGACCCGUACGUGCGUGAGUUUGGAGUGAUGGUGAGGGAUGAGAUGACCGAGGUCAACGGCCGAGUCCUCCAGGCUCCCUCUAUCCUCUACGGGGGCCGGAAUAAAGCAAUAGCCACUCCGAUCCAGGGAGUGUGGGACAUGAGGAACAAGCAGUUUCACACCGGCAUCGAGAUCAAGGUGUGGGCCAUCGCCUGCUUCGCCCCUCAAAGGCAGUGCACCGAACUGCUGCUCAAGGCGUUCACCGACCAGCUGCGUAAGAUCUCUCGUGACGCUGGGAUGCCCAUCCAGGGCCAGCCCUGCUUCUGUAAGUAUGCCCAGGGGGCCGACAGUGUGGAGCCCAUGUUCAAGCACCUGAAGUACACCUACCAGGGCCUGCAGCUGGUGGUCGUCAUCCUGCCCGGAAAGACCCCAGUAUAUGCGGAGGUUAAGCGUGUGGGAGACACAGUACUGGGCAUGGCCACCCAGUGCGUCCAGGUGAAGAACGUCCAGAAAACCACCCCCCAGACCCUCUCCAACCUCUGCCUGAAGAUCAACGUCAAGCUGGGGGGCGUCAACAACAUCCUGCUACCGCAGGGCAGGCCCCUGGUGUUCCAGCAGCCUGUCAUCUUCCUGGGCGCCGACGUCACCCACCCUCCUGCUGGAGAUGGAAAGAAGCCCUCCAUCGCUGCUGUGGUAGGCAGUAUGGACGCCCACCCCAGCCGGUACUGUGCCACGGUGCGGGUCCAGCAACACAGACAGGACAUCAUCCAGGACCUGGCCACCAUGGUGAGAGAGCUGCUCAUCCAGUUCUACAAGUCCACCCGUUUCAAACCCACCCGAAUCAUCUACUACCGCGACGGCAUCUCCGAAGGCCAGUUUAACCAGGUGCUGCAGCACGAGCUGCUGGCGAUCCGUGAGGCCUGCAUCAAGCUGGAGAAGGACUACCAGCCCGGCAUCACGUUCGUGGUGGUCCAGAAGAGACACCACACCAGGCUGUUCUGCAUGGACCGCAACGAGAGGGUGGGCAAGAGUGGCAACAUCCCAGCUGGCACCACGGUGGACACCAAGAUCACCCAUCCCUCCGAGUUCGACUUCUAUCUCUGCAGCCACGCCGGCAUACAGGGCACCAGCAGGCCGUCUCACUACCACGUCCUCUGGGACGACAACCACUUCACCUCCGACGAACUGCAGGUGCUCACCUACCAGCUGUGCCACACCUACGUACGCUGCACGCGCUCAGUCUCCAUCCCUGCGCCAGCCUACUACGCCCACCUGGUGGCCUUCCGCGCCCGCUACCACCUGGUGGACAAGGAGCACGACAGUGCGGAGGGAAGCCACACGUCGGGGCAGAGUAACGGGCGUGACCAGCAGGCUCUGGCCAAGGCGGUUCAGAUCCACCAGGACACCCUGCGGACCAUGUACUUCGCUUGAGCCCCCCCCUCCCCCGGCCGGGGCCUGGUCUUCCACCCCUCCCCCCUCUCAGGGCCGGAGGGGGACGGCUCUGUGGGUUUGUGUCGCCUCACCCUCACCCAUCUGGAAGGGGCCAGCAGCCCCUCACACAAAGAAAAUAGUGUCAUACGAAAAACCAUGAUUUUCAUAAUUGUAUUUAAAGGCCACACAUGCAAACCCUGGUAUCCAUCACCCCCUCACUCCAGCCCUCUGGGAUAUUAGGCUGUAAAAUGUAAAAGCUCAACAAGGGAUUUGGGGACAGGGGGUCUUAUUUUACAUGUUUGUACAUUUGUGUGUAUUUGUAUAUUUAGGGGGUUAACCUGUUUACAAAGUAUGAGCAGAGGAGGAGAAAAAGGAUAUGUAUUAAUUUCUUACUUUGAUGGAAAUAUUAGAACUAGUCUAGAGGACCGGACCAUCAUGUUUUUCAAACUAGUUUCUUAGUUUCCCCCAUAUAGUGUUUAUAUUUUUGUUUGUGUUUCUAUAUUUGAUUGAUUGGGGCGUGGCAGUCGAUUAGGUGUGGCUAUCAGAGAAGGAACCAAUGAGAGUUUUUAAUCGCUCUAUUCGAAUCACAGCUAUUAUUUAUCAGCCAAUCAGAGCAGAGUGCACUGACCAAAUGAAUUCCUUAAUCGGGACACAAGUACUUAACGAGUAAUUGGUUGAUUCCACAACGGCACCCCCUGUAGGUCUUCAUUUGAAUGUACAACUAUGAAUUUCAAGGCAUGCGAUCAGCAGCCUUUAUAGUAUUUGUCCUCAAUCAACACUGGUGACCAACACACAUUGUUCGGAUGUGUCCGGUGACGACCAAGCAAGCGAUUUACAUACGUUUUCAACUGUAACACUUAUUUACACAGGUGGACUACUAACAAAUAUUAUUGGAGGAGGGAGAGAGGAGUGGUGUUCUGUGAUAGGCUGUCAGGGAGAGGACUGAGGGGGGACUGGUUCCCAACACGAUGCCUCUCUGAUUAUCCUGAUCGUCAGGGGAGCUGGCUGCAUUCAAACCUUCAUGAUGUUGAGAAUAUUGCGUGUCACUAUCUCUUUUAAAACUAUUAAUAACUUUUAAUCAUCUAUGAAUAUGCAUGUUACAACUUCAACAUUUGCGUUUUAGACGUUUCCCCUUUUUUUUUAGGUCUGAUUUUUUUUGGUGUCUAAUGUGGGCUGUGAUCAGGCCCUAGCUAGGCUGGGGAGGGUCUCAUACAGCAGGAGUCUGGGGGCCUGAACGGUACAGGAGAGAGGGGGUCUGGCACAGCUUCUGGUCUGACGAAAGAAAAGCUGUCCUACUUGGAUAAGCAACUUUGAUCAUUUCAAGAACGUGUCCUAGUUAAGUCGUCGUGAUGGGGAACAUGGAUUGUUGCGCUUGGUGUUGGUUUUAUGCAAAACUUUUUUUCCUGGGACUUUGUAGCAUAAUCGUGUUCGAGGGUUUUUCCAAUGAGCUUGUAGAAGAGAUUGUUACAACAAUUUUUAAAAGCAUUUUUUCUUUUAUAAUGACAGGCCCAUAGUUUAAAAGUCAAAUUAUUUACACACAAAACUCAUAGUUUAAAAGUCAAAUUAUUUACACACAAAACUCAAUGCAAGAAAUGUAUUGCCUUCCAGACUGUCCUUUAAAUCUUACUAAUCUAGUGCUUGUUCCCUUCUACCUAAGUACAGUUAUAGCUGCAGAUUGUUCAUAUGUACUCAAGAUGGGGGUGGGGG
Molecule: messenger RNA, 4731 nt
Organism: Osmerus eperlanus (European smelt)
Lineage: Eukaryota; Metazoa; Chordata; Actinopteri; Osmeriformes; Osmeridae
Gene: ago2
Product: argonaute RISC catalytic component 2
Exons: 20
Coding region: 397-3024 (875 amino acids)
Biological process (GO): regulation of DNA-templated transcription; regulatory ncRNA-mediated post-transcriptional gene silencing
Cellular component (GO): RISC complex
Molecular function (GO): protein binding; single-stranded RNA binding; endoribonuclease activity, cleaving siRNA-paired mRNA
Source: RefSeq, a predicted model, not a curated record